CUCAAAUGUCAAAAUCAUCAUAAAACCCUAACAAAAGCCCUAGCUCUCCGUAACCCUCAACCCCAGCAGACACCGCUACUCUAGCAACCAAAAUCGAACCAAAAUCUCAAAGCCAAUGAAGACAAUAUCAGGGAAAUUAACAUCCACAACCCCAAUCUCUCUUUCUCAAGCAGCGAAAUCGCUCUCCAAAUUUGCUGCAUCAGAAAACGGAGCUUCACAUUCUGUCUCCAUAUAUAUCCAACGUGCCGCUGAUUCAUUCAAUCAACUUGUUCAGCUUCAUGAGAAACUUAGACCAAAUAGUGCAAAAAAUGAGCUUUCUAUCAAAGUUGAGGAAAAUUCCGAAAGAAGGAAGAAAAUUAGGGAAGUUGGUUUAAAGGCUGAAGAUGUAGUUAAGAAUGAUGAUUUCCCAAAUGGGUCACAAAAAAGCAGAAAAAGCAACAGUCUUGAUAAUAAAAGCAAGAAGCUUGAAAAGGAUCAGAAAUUGAUCCAGACCGAGCACCGGCUCGAUAUAAGUGAAGGAGAGACAGCAAAAUCCAAGAAAAAUGAGCUGGAGUUUGUUAAAAUGGAUAGCUAUGUGAAGAGGGAAUCGGAGUUCGAGGAAGUUAAGGAAGAUGGUAUGAUAAGUAGGGACACAAAAAAUAAGAAAACGAAAAAUAAGGGUGUUGAUGACAAUGAGGGUGAGGUGGUGGGGAAAGUGGAAGAAGAUUUGAGGGUUAAGGAGGAGGAGGAAAGGAAGAAGAGGAAGAGCGUGGAUCGCAGUGAGGGUGAAAAUGCUGGCUCAGCAGAGCAGAGUAAUAAGAAAAAGAGUAAAAAGAGGAGAAUUGAAGGUGAAAAGUGAAUGAGUUAGCUGAAUUGUAUGAGAUUUUUGCUGCUGCUGUUGUUGCUAGUAUUGGUGAGGAUCAGAGUAAUGCUUUUUUAUGUAGGAAAAAUGUCCCUUGUGGAUAUCAUUGCUAAAGCUGUAUUGAUAUAAAAUUUCAAAUGACAUUUUGAGUUAUAUUUAAUGA
Messenger RNA from Nicotiana tabacum (common tobacco), 1004 nucleotides. RefSeq lists its product as uncharacterized. NCBI's taxonomy places the organism in Eukaryota, Viridiplantae, Streptophyta, Magnoliopsida, Solanales, Solanaceae. The record is from RefSeq and is a predicted model, not a curated record.